Messenger RNA from Protopolystoma xenopodis, 294 nucleotides. The record is from the annotation of a GenBank genome assembly. Lineage: Eukaryota; Metazoa; Platyhelminthes; Monogenea; Polystomatidea; Polystomatidae.
AUGUUCAAGCACAGACUGGCCAAGGGAACAAGUGUGGGCAGACCCGGGAGGGCUCGGACUGCUCCACUGAUGUGUGACUAUAGCUGUGAGCUCCUGCCCUUUGAAGGGGAACGCGACUUCAUUGCUCCUCCCUUAGAUGCCUUGACUCUUUUGACUGGACAGCCCUUCAGUCAAAAGCCUCCUCAGACCUGGCAGCACUACUCAUCCGCCCCAGACUGUAUACCGGAUUUCCGUUGGCUGCUGUCGCUGCCGCUUUCUGUGCCUCAUCAGACAAACCGCGACUACCUCAACCUU